ACUCACCUUCCGAGCAGUAGUGAAAAGCCAACCGUCAAGAUAGAGCCCACACAGCGGAGAAGAAAUCGUAUGCUUGUGUAGGAGAAGAAAAACUGGAAAGAUUCGGGGAAUAAUGUGGUGAUUUUCGUCCGAGCAAUUGGAGGAAUGAUUUGAGGAAGUGUGGAGAGUUAUUGGAUUCUGUAUUGAAGAAAUGGGAAAUCUAGGAUAAUUGAACUCUGAAUUUGGUGUAUAAAAGAAGUUAUUUUGGUGUUUGUAUAGAUUAAUUGAGGGGUAUCGUGUCGGAAAUGAGUAGGUCAAGGAGGUAUCUCGACCCUUUUGAUGACGUUUUGGAGCCGGGAGAAUCAUCCGGAAGUGUGACGCCAGGUUGUGGCGAUGAUGAAUUUGCACAACUCACGAAUCUUAGGUCAGCCCCAAACAAAUGCCUGAGUAGGGCGUGGCCUAAAGAGAAAAAGUCGCCCAUUUCACCGGUGAGAAUGUUGCUGGGAAGGGAGUUUAACUAUAGUGGAAGAGGGAGGUUUUCGUUGUCAGAUUCUUGCCAUGUCCUGAGCCGGUAUUUGCCUGUUAAUGCUCCUUCAGUGAUUGAUAAGAUGAGGAGCUGUGCUUAUGUCUCUCAGUUUUCAGAUGAUGGGUCGCUCUUUGUUGCUGGAUUUCAGGAAAGUCAUAUUAGAAUAUAUGAUGUUGAUUUGGGAUGGAAGGUUCAUAAAGAUAUCCAGACCAAGAGCUUAGGGUGGACUAUUACUGAUACUUCACUUUCACCAGAUCGCAGAUUUCUUGUUUAUUCCAGCAUAUCACCUGUUGUCCAUAUUGUCGAUGUUGGAUCGGGUACAAAAGACUCUCAGGCAAAUGUGACGGAAAUCCAUGAUGGUCUAGAGUUCUCAACUAGUGUCGAUGCUUAUGAAGACUAUUCCUUUGGAAUUUUCUCUGUUAAAUUUUCAACGGAUGGACGAGAACUUGUAGCUGCUAGCAGUGAUGAUUCAAUAUAUGUUUAUGAUCUUGAAGCAAGAAGGUUGAGCCUCAAAAUCCCCGCGCAUACAAAUGAUGUCAAUGCUGUAUGCUUUGCUGAUGAAAGUGGGCACAUCAUUUAUUCUGGCAGCGACGAUAACCUCUGCAAAGUUUGGGACAGGCGCUGCUUUGUAACCAAGGGGCAAGCUGCUGGAGUCCUGAUGGGGCAUUUGGAAGGCGUUACAUUCAUCGACACUCGCGGCGAUGGCCGGUAUUUCAUCUCGAACGGAAAAGAUCAAGCCAUAAAACUCUGGGACAUACGGAAAAUGUCAUCGAAUGCCAACUGCACUCCAAGGCGUAAAUACAUCGAGUGGGACUACCGAUGGAUGGAAUAUCCCGAACAUGCAAGAAAUCUGAAGCAUCCCGAUGAUCUCUCGCUGGCUACAUACAAAGGCCAUACCGUCUUACGCACCCUCAUACGCUGCUAUUUCUCGCCAUCGUUUAGCACCGGGCAAAAGUAUAUCUACACAGGAUCGACUGAUUCUUCCGUGUAUAUUUACGAUGUGGUGAGCGGCAAUCAAGUCGGGAAACUCGAGUUCCAUGAGGAUCCCGUGAGGGACUGCAACUGGCACCCGUUCUUCCCGACGCUGGUGAGCUCGUCGUGGGAUGGUAUGCUUGCUGCUUGGGAAUUCCCCGGACACACCGAAAACCCGGUACAGGUAAAGCGCAAUCGACGGCGCCGCAGGUUUUAUUACUGAUUUUUUAUGCAUUGUAUGAAAUGUACAACCUGCAUAGCUGCGCUAGUUUAUCUAUGCAUAGACAGAAGAAUAAAUGUGUUUUAGUUACUUGAGUAUUUGGAUGCAUCAAAUAUGGUAACUUUUGAUGUUGGUUAUUGUAAUAUACUAUAGAUAUCACAUGGUGGUUGUUUGAAUUUCUAUGUUCUAUGUCA
Molecule: messenger RNA, 1891 nt
Organism: Andrographis paniculata
Lineage: Eukaryota; Viridiplantae; Streptophyta; Magnoliopsida; Lamiales; Acanthaceae
Product: LEC14B homolog
Exons: 10
Coding region: 285-1700 (471 amino acids)
Biological process (GO): proteasome-mediated ubiquitin-dependent protein catabolic process
Cellular component (GO): Cul4-RING E3 ubiquitin ligase complex
Molecular function (GO): protein binding
Source: RefSeq, a predicted model, not a curated record